AUGGCUGCUGGAGCCAGCUUAGCCUCGAAGAGAGUCAAGGGGGGGGGGGCCCCCAAGAGCAGCAGGGGGGGCCCCUGGAGGCCCCUGGGGGCUGCAAAGGGUACAGGGGCCUUUCGCAAGCCUGCUGCUGCAGCACAGCAGCAGAAGCAGCAGCAGCAGCAGCAGCAGCAGCACAAGAAGAAGAAGAAGAAGGAGCAACAUGAGAGCAGUGAUAGCAACAACAGCAACAACAGCGACAGCAGCAGCAACAGCAGCAGCGAGGACGAGACAUAUGGCUCAGCAGCUGCAGCAGCAGCAGCAGCAGCAGCAGGAAGAGAUGCAGCAGCAGACAGCAGCAGCAGCUCCUCUGCGGGCGGUGAAGGGGGAGAUGCAUGCAGCAGCAGCAACGACAGCAGCAGCAACAGCAGCAGCGAGGACGAGACAUAUGGCUCAGCAGCAGCAGCAGCAGCAGCAGCAGGAAGAGAUGCAGCAGCAGACAGCAGCAGCAGCUGUGUCUCCUCAGCUGACAGCAGUGAUGAGCUGCGCUGCAGCAGCGACAGUGAAAUAGAGAGCGAGGAGGGUGGGGUGUAUGAUGAGGCUACGGAAGAAGAAGACAAGCAGCAGCAGCAGCAGCAGCAGCAGAAGCAGCAGAAGAAGCAGCAGCAGCAAACACGGAGACUGCUGACGCAGGAACGCUUCCUAGGCAUUUGUAAAGCCGUUGGGUUUGACCCCCUAGACAAGCAGCAGCAGCAGCAGCAGCAGCAGCAGCAGCAGCAGCAGCAGCAGCAGCGGCAGGUGGAGAGCUUUAGAGGGGCUAAGUUGCUGCUGGAGGCGCUGCAUUCUGCUGUGCUGCAGCUGGCACCGAAGGAGCAGCAAGCAGCAGCAGCAGGAGCAGCAGCAGCAGCAGCAGCAGCAAACGCAGGAGAGCGCAGCAAGUUUAAACUAGCGAAGCAGCAGCAGGAUGAUGCAGAGGGUCUGCAGCAGCAGCUGCAGCGGAACAAGGCAGCGUUGCGUCAGCAGCAGCAGCAGCAGCAGCAGCAGCAGCGGCAGCAGCAGCAGCAGCAAAAAGGGGGCCUGUUCCUGCUGCAGGACAGCAGCACAUGCAUCUUCGUAGCUAUCACCGUCGCCCGCCACGCAGACUUGCUGUUUACGGGGCUGUCUUUGCGUGGCUCGAAGCCAGCAGCAGCAGCAGCAGCAGCAGCAGCAGCACCAGCAGCAGCAGCAGCAGCAGCAGCAAGCACAGGCCGCAUGCGGUGGAUGCUAAAGAGCUUCUGGGGGGACAUAACCCAGCUGCUGCUGUUUGCUCGUCAGGCUGCAGCAGCAGAAGCAGAAACAGAAGCAGCAGCAGCAGGAGCAGGAGCAGCAGCAGCAGCAGCAGCAGAAGCAAGCAGCAAGGAUCUGGUGCUGCAGCUGCUGCUAGCCAUCAGCAGCAAACUGCUGCUGCGGUGGGUUCUCCCCCUCGAAGCAGCAGCAAGACGCCUGCUGCAGGCUGUCUGCCGCUGCUGGGCUUUCUCUAAGCAGCAGCAGCAGCAGCUAGCUGCCUUUGCUGUGCUGCGCAGCUUGCUGCUGCUGCAGCAGCAGCAGCAGCAGCAGACGGGGUCAUCAGCAGCAACAAAGGGGGCAUCAAAAUCACCCCAUUCUUCACGAGCAGCAGCGGCAGGAGGAGGAGGAGCAGCAGCAGCAGCAGCAGUUGCUGCUGAAGCAAAGGAGCAGCAGCUGCUGCAGCAGGUGCUGCGGUCGUAUCAACGUGCUGCUGCUCGUUUGGGGCUGCGUAGAACCUGGCGAGCAGCAAACCGCAUGCAGCUGCUGCUGAACGAGAUGAAAGAGCUGCUGUCUUUUGCUGCUGCAGCAACAGCUUAUAGACUUGCUUAUCAAUCUAUAAGAGAAGUAUCCAAACCCUAA
Molecule: messenger RNA, 1881 nt
Organism: Eimeria mitis
Lineage: Eukaryota; Apicomplexa; Conoidasida; Eucoccidiorida; Eimeriidae
Exons: 4
Coding region: 1-1881 (626 amino acids)
Source: RefSeq, a predicted model, not a curated record